Messenger RNA from Chelmon rostratus (copperband butterflyfish), 2690 nucleotides. RefSeq names its product tripeptidyl peptidase I (gene tpp1). The transcript has 13 exons. Bases 34 to 1731 code for a protein of 565 amino acids. Gene Ontology annotation, biological process: proteolysis; central nervous system development. The record is from RefSeq and is a predicted model, not a curated record. Lineage: Eukaryota; Metazoa; Chordata; Actinopteri; Chaetodontiformes; Chaetodontidae. Gene Ontology annotation, molecular function: serine-type endopeptidase activity; tripeptidyl-peptidase activity.
UCACCGGACACAACAGCAGCAUCCGAGGACACGAUGAACACACUACUGACCUUCUUCGUGCCCUUGUUACUCAGCUCGGUGGUCUGGAGUGGAUAUCUGGAGUAUAACCAAGAUGUCCUGAUACCGGAGGACUGGACUAAUGUGGGCCGGGUUGACCCGACAGAGGAGCUGGAGCUGACCUUUGCCCUGAAGCAGCAGAACACUGACCUGCUGGAGGAAACACUAAGACUGGUGUCGGACCCUGACUCAGCACAAUAUGGCAAACACCUCACCCUGGAGGAAGUGUCCUCCCUCGUGCGUCCGUCUGAACUGACCCAGAAGGUGGUGCGUCACUGGCUGCAGAGUCAUGGGAUUACAAACUGCCUGACUGUUCAAACUCAGGACUUUUUACAGUGCACCAUGACUGCAGAGGUUGCAGAGACGCUGCUUCCAGGCAGCAAGUUCCACCGUUACAUCAGAGACGGUUAUUCUCUGGUCAGGUCUUCAGCUCCGUACUCUGUUCAUGAUGAUGUUCACCAGCACCUGGACUUUGUUGGCGGGCUUCACCGCCUCCCUCCCCAAGGGCAGCAGGACCUCAGCAAAGCUUCCUACAGCAGGAGGCAAAAGCAGUCUAAGGUGGGGUUGCACCUGGGGGUGACUCCCGCCGUCUUGAGGGAGCGGUACAACCUGACAGCAGCUGAUGUGGGAACGGCUCAGGACAACAGCCAGGCUGUAGCUCAGUUCUUGGAGCAGUACUACAGCGCUGCAGACCUGGCUGAGUUCAUGAUCUUGUUUGGCCGGAGCUUCAAGCAUCACUCUCGGGUGGACCGGGUGGUGGGCACUCAGGGAAGAGGAAAGGCUGGUCUGGAGGCCAGUCUGGAUGUCGAGUACAUCAUGAGCACGGGGGCAAACAUCUCCACAUGGGUCUUCACCAAUCCAGGCCGUCACGAGUCCCAGGAGCCUUUCCUCCAGUGGAUGGUUUUGCUCAGCAACAUGUCAGACCUGCCCUGGGUUCACACCGUCAGCUAUGGAGACGAUGAAGACAGCCUGUCUACUGCAUACAUGUUGCGCAUCAACACGGAGUUUAUGAAGGCUGGCGUCAGGGGAAUCUCUCUGCUCUUUGCCUCUGGUGACAGUGGUGCCGGCUGCAGACAUUUGGGUAAAAAACAAAACUCCUUCAGGCCAAGUUUUCCUGCUUCAAGCCCAUAUGUGACCACGGUUGGAGGAACCUCAUUCAAGAACCCAUUUGAGGUCUCUUAUGAAGUCACAGAUUACAUCAGUGGAGGAGGCUUCAGCAAUGUUUUCGCGAUGCCUGACUACCAGGCCAGUGCAGUAGAUGCAUAUCUGAAGACUGUGGCAGCAAAACUCCCUCCCGGGUCAUAUUUCAACACCAGCGGCAGGGCCUAUCCAGACAUGGCCGCCCUGUCUGAUAACUACUGGGUGGUCAUCAACAAAGUACCCAUGCCCUGGGUGUCCGGCACCUCGGCAUCAACCCCUGUGGUGGGAGGCAUGCUGUCUCUCAUCAACGACCAGCGGCUGCUUAAGGGCCUUCCCGCCCUGGGCUUCCUCAACCCUCGCCUCUACAAGCUCAAAGGACGGGCCCUAUUUGAUGUUACCGAAGGCUGUCAUCUGAGCUGUCUGGAUGCACAGGUUCUGGGUCAAGGUUUCUGUGCUGCGCCAUCUUGGGACCCCGUUACAGGCUGGGGGACACCGAACUACCCUGCACUGCUGGCUGCCCUGCUAGCUGAAUGACAAGCCACACUCCCAUCCAAACUCGACCAGGUGCCUGAUAUCUAAGGCUGGACAGUGAGUUAAGAGGGAAACAAAUGCCUACGCUUUAGAUGUAUGCCUUUUUAUUCAGAUUGUUUGUUUGAGGUUGAAACACUGCAUUUAUUCCAGUCUUCAGGAAUGCUUUAUCUUGUCAUCAUCACUUCUAUCCAGUUAAGGAUAUGCUCGACUCUUUUAUUAGUAUAACUUUGUUUUCUCCAGAAGGAUCUGUUUCCUUGCUUCCUUUAAUGUUACACUGCAGUUGCCUGUUUUUGCUGUUCACUGCAUUUUUAACUGACCCAGAUUUCUUGGUGAAGCUGCCUCGACAUACACUAAAUGGGAAGUGUGGGUAAACUGGUUGCUCUGCAUUAAGGACAUAAACAUAGAACACAAACACCAAUUACCUCUUAGUUGUGCACAUAAGCCUACUGGAAUAUUUUUAAAAAUAUUAAUAGUGUCUAAUAUGUUAGAUGUCAAUCAAAAAUCUGUAUGACAGAUGCAAGUGACAGUUUAGCAUGUAAUUGGAUACAGCUUUAUUUUGUAGUAAGAUCUGUUUCGCCAUACUAAUCUUCAGGGACGAGCUAGGUACAAUUAAUAAUUUCAUUAAAUACCAAAUAUUUGCAUGCAUUUCGAAAAAUGUUGCUCAUGCAUUUGCAGUAAAAUGGGAACAUACAGUAUGUGGCUUACAACUAAUAGAAUCCUUUAAAAACUUGAUUUUACUUUUGUACGGCUUGUUGCCGUUUUCUCUGCGGCUAUGAAGUAAUCCAAAUGCACUGUAGUAUGUGGGUUAAAAGUGAUUAAGCAAUUCUGCCCACCAGCAUUGUUGCACUUGUUUUUAUCCUUUAGCCAUGUAAAUUGUUGUGUCAGAUGUCUUUUAAUGUGAGAGACUGCCUGUGCUGUUUUGGAAUUGAAUAAAACUGAAUUUUUUUUUUUUUACAAAAUAC